Molecule: messenger RNA, 15827 nt
Organism: Neofelis nebulosa (Clouded leopard)
Lineage: Eukaryota; Metazoa; Chordata; Mammalia; Carnivora; Felidae
Gene: GPR52
Product: G protein-coupled receptor 52
Exons: 2
Coding region: 2771-3856 (361 amino acids)
Biological process (GO): G protein-coupled receptor signaling pathway
Cellular component (GO): membrane
Molecular function (GO): G protein-coupled receptor activity
Source: RefSeq, a predicted model, not a curated record
GAAACAGGCUCGAGGCUCUGAGCUGUCAGCACAGAGCCCGACGCGGGGCUCGAACUCACAGACCGUGAGAUCAUGACCUGAGCCGAAGUCAGACGCUCAACCGACCAAGCCACCCAGGCGCCCCUUAAACUCCUUUUAAUAUGGAGUAUGGGACCUGUCUACAUUCAUGAAUAUUUAUCAAAUGUAAUUUUUAUUUUGAAUAUUUAUUAUUAUUGUAAAUGAGACUAUUAGUUAAAUCCAUUCCUGUUUGAUUUUAAUGCUUUUAUGUAUCCCUAAAGGUCAAACUACUUCCCUUGUAAAAUAGGACUUUCUAGCCUUUUGUAUUGUAUAUUUAAAUAUUUUCUUUCAAACCUCCACAUGGUACUCAUUCUAUGAUUGUUAUUCUAACUUGUUUUAUGAAUUAUUCUGGUAAUGAGAAAUGCGCUUCCAUUCUUUCUGUAUUUCACCUAAACCCCUGGAGAUUUUUGACAAUAAUAUGGUCUUCAUUCCUAUAAGGCAGUUCAACAUGGAGGAAAGUAUAGGGUUUUCUGUUCUUUAGAAAUCAUUUUUGGAAUCCAAAAUAGUUAUUCUUAGACAUUACCUUACUGGCAGCCAUCAGUGGAAAGGAAAGGAAAGGGAAGGAGAGAGGGGUUCAUCAAUAUGGUGUUAGGAAUGACACUUUUGACCUGUUUCAAUGCUAGUUUCAUGACUGUCGGAAGCAAGUUAUGCUUACCUUCUGUAGUACCUGUCUUCUUCCUUUGGAAAGUGAUAAUGAUGGAUACCUACUCCAUAAAGACUUAAGGUUUUUAUAGAGAGGAAAUAUAUAAAGCACUUAGCAUAAUGCUUGGCACACAGAAUGUGCUCAACAGAUGUUAGUUUAUCUUCCAUUUUCAGCUUAAUUUUCCUUAUCUAAGUCUGAAAUAAUUUGUAAAUUAGUUCUAAGUCACUUUAAAGAAGAGUGCUGAUCCCAUAAGAAAUAUGCUUAAAAUAGAAAAGGUUUGCCUAUAGUAAGUCAAAGUAAAUAGAAAUGUUUUUAACCUCCCUCAAAUAAAGUAGCUUAAUUUGCUUGCUUCUCACUUGGGUGUGAGUAGCUCAGUCACAGUAUGACAGUUCUUUGACUCUUGAGUGUUUUUCAUAUUAGGAUAAUAAGUGGAGUAAACAAUCAUUCUACUUAUUUCUAAUGCCUACUUUUCAGAGUUCACAUUUGACCUUAAAUAUUUCCCCAAAUAGAUGUUAGCAUAGAGGUGUUAGUUCCAAUGCUCUGUUUAUACACUUAAAUACAUCGGAUUCAUCAAUUUAGUGUGGGUGUGGCAGGGAUUGGAGAGAUUAUUAAAUGACUUAACUUCUGUUAAUCAAAACAUACCUAUAUUUUAGGGAGUAAAAAUAGUAGCUAUAUCACUUGAGUUCACGAAGUCUUAGCUGAUUUUUAAUAAUUAAUACGUUUUUUUCUGCCAGUGAGCAUUAGAUUACUGCUGACUUUUUAGUGUCAUAGUACCUUGUGGUAGUUUCUCUACAGGGUUUAAAGGUGUAUCCCAGUGUUUUUUUGUUUUUUUUUUGUUUGUUUGUUUUUUGUUUUUGUUUUGUUUGUUUCUUACUGUCUGGUCCAUAGGAAUUAAUCUUUAUAAAUGCUAUAAGGAGACUAUCUCUAGAGAUUCAUACAUGCCAUUAAUAUGUUAUAAGGAUCGGUCAGUUCCAUUGUCUUCUUUUGUCAAUCUUGAUCAGAGCUUGCCGAGUAAGUCUAUAAGCCUGCAUGUGCCUGGCAACUGUUACCUAGUGACAGUUUCAGCUGCAGUAGCCAUUGGCUGUGCUGUUGAUUGGGGCAGGAGGACCGAGUCACCUUUCUGAUGGUGGUGAGUUCUUCUGCAUCAGCUCAGGAUGAGGAGGAGAGGAGCAGGGCUCCGGCUCAGGUGGAGGCAGUGAUACUGAGAGAUUGUGAAGAAUAUAGCGACAGCAUCCUGGUAACUGCAUCACAGUAAAUCGGACUUCUGAAUCAAGCAGCCCAGCCUAGCAGCUGAUAAGAGUGAAUGUAGGUGAGAAGCAUUGCCUUAUUCCCGUAAGAAGAGAACUAUUUUGUGAUAAGUGAAACUAGGAAUGUGCAAGGAGGAAUAUUCUGUGGCUGUUAUAAAAGAAGGACUUCCCUGAAUGACUUGGUGGUGCACGAGAAAAUAACUUUCAGAAGAAUGCUUUCUGUUAAGCUGCUGCUUUGUUCCUGAAGGAAACGUUUUUAUCUCUAAUGCAUGUUACUUCUUCAAGAGGUAUGACAACAAAGACUGACAAGAAACUCUCUGAAAUACCUGUACUUUUAAAAAGAUUUUUGAUAAAUGUUAACCUGAUAACAGAAUGACCUUGGAAGCCUCUUGGAUGGAUUCUAUCCUGCAAGCCUUUCAGUAUUUCAAACUCUAGGAUUUAAACUCAUCUUGAUGCUUUAGAGGUAUUUUAAAAUAAGACCAUCUUAUAACCUACCUAAUGACCCCUGUACUAAUCGAGCACUUGUUCAAAAUAGAAAACAGAAAUAGAAGAGGCAUUUUCAUAACAUAUGGCUGCUGUAUAACUGCAAGUAUAGCAAACAAGCUUACUUCCCUUUCUCCCCCUCCCAAAGUUGAGAUGUGUCACUGCUGCACUGAGACUGAUGAAGAGGCUUGAGUACUCUCUGGGAUGCUCGGCUGUGACAGAAGCACUGCCACUGUCUACCGAAGCUGAUCCCGAGACACUCAUGUGUAGAGUUUAACACAUGCUGGACAGGGCACCUGCUUGCUGGAGCCAAGGCUACAUGUUCUCUUAAUUCCAAGCCAUGAAUGAAUCCAGGUGGACUGAAUGGAGCAUCCUGAACAUGAGCAGUGGCAUUGUGAAUGUGUCUGAACGUCACUCCUGCCCACUUGGAUUUGGCUACUACAGUGCGGUGGAUGUGUGCAUCUUUGAGACCGUUGUUAUUGUCUUGCUGACAUUUCUAAUCAUUGCUGGGAAUUUAACGGUCAUCUUUGUCUUUCACUGUGCUCCACUCUUACACCAUUACACUACCAGCUAUUUUAUUCAGACAAUGGCAUAUGCUGAUCUUUUCGUUGGAGUUAGCUGCUUGGUUCCUACUCUCUCACUUCUUCACUACUCCACAGGUAUCCAUGAGUCAUUGACUUGCCAGGUUUUUGGAUAUAUCAUCUCGGUUCUAAAAAGCGUUUCUAUGGCAUGUCUUGCUUGCAUAAGCGUGGAUCGCUAUCUUGCAAUAACCAAGCCUCUUUCCUACAAUCAACUGGUCACUCCUUGUCGCCUGAGAAUUUGCAUUAUUUUAAUCUGGAUCUACUCUUGCCUCAUUUUCUUGCCUUCCUUUUUUGGCUGGGGGAAACCUGGGUACCAUGGUGACAUUUUUGAAUGGUGUGCCACCUCUUGGCUCACCAGUGCCUAUUUUACUGGCUUUAUUGUUUGUUUACUUUAUGCUCCUGCUGCCUUUGUGGUCUGCUUCACUUACUUCCACAUUUUCAAAAUUUGCCGUCAGCACACCAAAGAGAUAAAUGACCGGAGGGCCCGAUUUCCUAGCCAUGAGGUGGAUGCCUCUGGAGAGACCGGACACAGCCCCGACCGUCGCUACGCCAUGGUUUUGUUUCGGAUAACCAGUGUGUUUUACAUGCUGUGGCUCCCUUAUAUAAUUUACUUCCUUCUGGAAAGCUCCCGGGUCUUAGACAAUCCAACACUGUCCUUCCUAACAACCUGGCUUGCUAUAAGUAAUAGUUUUUGUAACUGUGUAAUAUACAGCCUUUCCAACAGUGUUUUCCGGCUAGGCCUCCGAAGACUGUCCAAGACGAUGUGCACAUCUUGUCUGUGUGUGAAGGAUCAGGAAGCACGAGACCCCAAACCUAGGAAACGGGCUAAUUCCUGCUCCAUUUGAAGAGAACUAUACAGUAAAUCCAGUGUAAUCUGACAGGGGUUUUGGAUUGUGUUCUUGAUUCUUCUAUAAUAUCUAAAUAAUUCUUCUGGAAGUUUGCCACUAGAGAAAUAUUUACUUGAAUAGUUGACUAUGAGAUGAAGGGACUAAAGAUUUCUUUUUUUUUUCCUUCUCUUUUUCCACAGUGGUGGGGGAGGGGGAGCUAGAGAAAAGAAUGUAUAGAGGGUAAUCUCAUGAGAUAACUUUAGUAUGUGAGUAUAAAUGUACAGUAAUAGCAAAAUUAAGCACUGAAGAUGAAAAAAUUAUUGAAAAAAGUAUCUCAGAGCUUCCACAGGACAUGAGCAAAGCCCCUCGGCAUCUCUGUCCUCUCUGACUGAGCUCUCUCCUCUGUCUUUGCCUCUCAUUCUGUCUGUCUGUCUCACUUUCUUUGUGUUUGUGGAAAUGACUUACAUAAAUUGCCCUUUAAAUGCUACAUAUAAUAUAUGUGGCAAAGUGCAAUUUUUUGCCUCAAAGUAUACUCUUAAAUGUACUAAUCUGCAACCCAUAAGUUGUCUCUCUAUGAAGGAUGCAUAGUAAGCAUUGUAUUUUAUUACCUGCCACAUAACCCUUUUGCUUGUGUUUUUAUAAUGUCCGCAGUGCAAAUUGUUUGCUAUAAACAAAAAGAAACAGUACUUUUGUUUCUUCUGGGUAAAAUUAUGUGUACCCACCCCCACCCCCUUUCUAACAGCCUGCUAUUUUUUUCCUCCAUUGUUCUUGAUCUGCAUCCUUUGGUACCUUAACCCAAAAGUGUCUUAGCUAAUGAAAGAAUCUACUAUACAAAGCAAUCAUAAUCUUAAAUAAUCUAUUCCUUCCAACAAAGGUUCUUUGAGAUGUUGUGUUAAAUAUUUUUAAUAGCUUUUGUAUACAUUUUUAUCUGGUUCCUUUCCAAUUAGCUCAUGUGCCCAAAGUAGUGUCUUUUUUUGCUAUAAUAAAGCUUUGUUUUUCUUUAAGGAAAUCCACAAAUAAUUCUAAUGGAGAUUUCAGAGUAUUCACCCAGAAGUAAGGUAUUGCUCUUCAAGCCACACAGCGUGUCCUCCCCGCAAUCCAGUAGAAAAUAUUAACCUUUUUGUGUUAGGUCUACGAAGCUUAGUGUUGCGUCCACCAAUCAUUUGUGUGAUAUGCAUUUGCAUAUACUAUAUUUUUUACAACAAAGAAAAUGUAAAUUAUAUUAUGUGAUCUGUGCCUAAUGUUUUCUUAGCACAAUACAUAGAUCAAUGUUGCUUAACUCAUCAACAUUGGAAAAAAUAUACAAAAACUUUAAAGAGAAAAAUACUUUUGUGCAGUUGUUAUUAGAUAUUUAUAUUAGAUCAAGCUGCAUUCUUAGUACUGCUGAGAAUACGAUAUACUUAAUUAUCAAAUACAGGUAAGAGCUGUCAGUAUUUCCUUUUGUAAUCUGUUUUCAUACGCAGAGAUUAAAUUAACUUAUUUUUUAGUGUGCUACGUGGAAUUGUAUAAUAAAUUGCCAGGGGUUUAGAUGUAGCAAAAUGGCAUUUGGGGGAAUCAGUAGUGAAGCAGGUGUGAGUGGUACAACAUCUAAAUCUUACUUUUUUACUAUAAGUUUCCUGCCUGACAGAUAUUUUAAAGUUUAUAUCAGACUACUGAGUAUUUUUCUUCUCAGCAUUUGAUUUAUUUGUUUUAUGAAAUGCAUUUAAUGAAAUGUGCCUAUGACUUCAAAUUGGAAGCCUAGUGUGUUUGCACACGAGUGGUUUGACUUCAGAGGUCCGUUAGUAGAAAUGUCAUCAUUUUAUUGAGGUUGUUUUGAACCCGUGUAUAUUUUUAAACAUGUAAGAAAGGUUUAAAAUAAAGAAUAAAAUAGUAUUCUACGUAUCAAAAUCAGACUUUGUUUCAGUUUCAUAAAAACACUCAGAAUCAAAAUUUAAUUGUUUCACAUUUCUGUGGUUUGGGUUGUUUAUAUUAUUUCUUUCCCUGUGUUUGCCAGUGGCAUUUUGGAUAUUCAAAAUGAACCUUUUAAGUUCAGACCAGUUAAAGGAAAAACAGAUUUCAAGAAAGCAUAAUACUACUAACUUUUCAGCUGUCACAAAUAGAAUGUUCAACAUUAUAUGUAUUAUUUGGGAAUCAGAUUUUGAUUCCUUUAGUUUGGUGUGUAAAUAAAUAUAGCUCGAAAGGACUCAGUAGAUAUUCUGUAGAGAAAACUUGAGGCUGCAUUUAUUGCAUUUUCCUCUUCUGGCUUUUCCUCAUGAUAAUUAGUAACAACAAUUAUGUGUCAAGUUUUAAACACUAUGUUAAGUUUUUUUUUUAAUUUUUAAAAAAUGUUUGUUUAUUUUGAGAGAGAGACAGACAGAGCAUGAGCAGGGGAGAGGCAGAGAGAGAGAGAGAGAGAGAAACACAGAAUCCAAAGCAGGCUCCAGGCUCUGAGCUGUCAACGCAGAGCCCAACAUGGGGCUUGAACUCACAAACCUUGAGAUCAUGACCAGAGCUGAAGUCAGACACUCAACUGACUGAGCCACCCAGGCACCCCAACACUGUGUUAAGUUUUAUAUAUAUUUUAACUUUUAAUCCUCACUACACCCCUUUCAGAGGGUUUCAUAGAUACUGUUCUUAUUCUCAUCCUAGAGACAGGAAACUAAAGAAGGGUGAUGGACGCAAGGUCACUCAUUUCCUCCCCACAGGUUCAUUCAUAUUUAGCUGGGUUAGAGCCAAAGCCUACAUACUUAACCACUCUGCUUUACUGCUUUUCUGGGUUUUUGUUUUGUUUUGUUUUUUGUUUUCUUUCCUCAAAAGCCUUCACACCUUUGUACCUCUGUCUGUACCUUUUCCUUACAAAUUUCUCUGAGUUUUAUUCUUUUUCUUCACCUAAACAUUUUGCCGUAGUCCCUUCCAUACCUUGUGAUAUCUUUUUCCUUGAUCUUACAAAUAUAUUUUAUUAAAACAGCAAUCUCAUAAGCCCAAACUUGCUAGUUUAGUCUGUAAUCAAACUGAAACCUUGGGGCAUAGCAUUUCCUUGGCAUUGCCUUUAUUCAUUUUUGUUAAGUUUUUGUUGAAUAGUUUCUUCAGAUCUCUGUGAAUUUCCUGUUGAAGAAAAUAUUUUCAGGCAGGUGAGUGGAGAAGGUUUACCACAUUCUGAACAUGUUCUAUGUACCAAGAGCCAUGCAGAGCACAUAGGCUACAUUAGCUUGUUUAGUCCUCAAAUCUAGCCCAACAGGAAGGUACAAGUCCCUGGGUUUUACUGAGGAGAAAACUGAGGACUUGGAACAUUCAGUGUCUUACCUAGGGAUAAACAGCCUCUGAAGGCCAGGAGUUCAGUCAAGGUUUCAUAUCCUGGAAAAGCAAGGGGAGCCUAUAAGGCAAGUUCUAGGUUUAGAUUUUUCAUUUAUUAUAAUGUUUCAUGUGCAACUCUCAGGCAAGCCUUGUAACUUCCUUUUGACAUAUUUUAAUGUGUGUUUAUAUAAUAAGAUGAUACUUAUUUUGAAACUACUCUGUCUUUUUAAAAUUAAUAUGUUUGAAGAAUGGAAAGCAUAACCAUUAUUCUCAUCAUUGUAUUGUAUUCUGUGGUAAUUAUUCAAUUUGGUUAUAAGUGACAGCGAAACAAUAAUGCCAGAGUCUGUUACUAAGUGUUCGAUUGUCUCUGGAGCCGUUUCUGAAGUUACGUAGUAUUGGAAGUCUUUAUAACCUACUAGGGUAUGAAAUCUGGACUGAAAUCCUGGCCUUCAGAGGCUGUUUAUCCCUAGUAGCACUGAAUGUUCCAAGUCCUCAGUUUUCUCCUCAGUAAAACCCAGGGACUUGUACCUUCCUGUUGGGCUAGAUUUGAGGACUAAACAAGCUAUUGUAGCCUUUGUGCUCUGCAUGGCUCUUGGCACAUAGAACACAUGCAGAAUGUGGUAGCUCCUGUUUCAUUAUCUUUGUGGCUGCCAUAUUCAUUGCUACCAUAAUUUCAAGAUCACUAAUUACAAUCUAAGAAGAUUACAUUUUACAACAGAAUUAAUCCAUUGAGUAUAAGAGUUUCCUAAAACGGCAUUUUUUUCAUAUCUGUUUAAACUCAGAUUUUGGCUUAAACUCAGAUGUUUUUAAAUAUAGAAAACUUCCAUAAUUUUUGAAAGCUCCUUUUCCAGGAAUGAUUAUUCAUGAAGACAUCAUUUGACAUUAAGUAUAACCAGCAAGCAGUUGUUGGGAUGAUUCUGAGAUUAAUUUACCUCCUUACAUUAUUUAUUGCAUUAAAUACGCUUAAACAUUUUUCUUUUUGUCAGGUUGGCAAUAGUAAGAAAGGAUUGUUCAGGAAUGUUUUGCCAUUUGUCUUUACAUUUUAAUUUUCUUCACUUACUAAAAUGGAAUUUAGGGUGUUUUGUUAUAUACAGGUUACCUGGAAGAAACAAAGAUUAGCCAACAGGUUUCAUUCUACAUAUGGCACUAAUUUAUGAGUUCAGAAAUAAAUGCAGUUGUUACCUUGAAGGACUGUCCUCUGUCUCUCUCCACUCUGGAAGCUAAUCAUUUGAUAUGGAAAAGAUACAAGCAUGUGAUAAAUAAAGGAGAUUAAGGUGUGGGGAAUUUGCUAAUAUAACAUGUUCAGGUAGAGCCAUCACAAUGCACAGAAGCUUAGGUUACUGAGCUGAUGUGAUACUCUGAUGUGUACGUUCCAACAAGCGCUCUUCUCCCCGAACAAAACUUUAUUUUUGGAUUAAGAAGAAUAUGUAGAAAGUGGCAUACUCUCCAACCAAAUGUAUGUAUAGACAUAGAAGAAAAUGAAGUGACUAGAAAAGAAAAAGAAAACAACCAGAUUCCCUUUUGAGUGUUUCUCGUAAAUGAGUUUUAUCCAGUGCUCGUUUUGCUCUGCAAUUUAAAAUAUUCAUAACUUUGUUUAAUAGUAUAAAUGGUUGUGUUUUAGAAUAUUAAUAGUGAUGGCAUUGGGUCUUCUUUAUUAAUGUUCUGUUUAAUUUGUUUUUAGAAAUGAGCAUUUACUUCCUUUGUACUCAGAAAAACAAAAUUGUUUUAUUAAAAAGGAUGCUGAAAAAAGCAAGAAUGCUGAGGGUGCCUAGGUGGCUCAUUGGGUUGUGUUUGACUCUUGAUUUCAGCUCAGGUCGUGAUCUCACAGUUUAUGAGAUCAAGUCCCACGUUGGGCUGUGCACUGACAGUGCAGAUUCUGUCUGGGAUUCUCUCCCCCCCCCUCCCCCUUUCUCUGUCUCUGUCAAUAAAUAAAUGAACUCAAAAAAAAGAGAGAAUGAUGACUAAGCAAUAUUUUGACAUUUCACAAAACAGUGCUUGUUGAUUCUACAAGUAACAUUAUCCAGUCAUGUCCCAGUACUGUCUUCUUUUAAAGGUAGUUCUAUAGAUUUCUGGGUUUUUUUAAAGUUUUUAUUUUAAUUCUAGCUAGUUAACAUAUAGUAUUAUAUGAGUUUCAGGUGUACAAUAUAGUGAUUCAACAAUUCUAUAUGUCACCCAGUGUUUAUCACCGGCAAACUCCUUAAUCCCUGUCACCUAUUUAACUCAACCCUCUCCCCACUCCCUCUGUAACCAUCAGUUUGUUCUCUAAUUAAGAGUCUGGUUCUUGAUUUGUCUCUCCCUGCCUCUCAUUUCCCCCCCUUUGCUUGUUUUGUCUCUUAAAUUCCACAUAUGAGUGAGAUCAUAUGGUAUUUGUCUUUUUCUGACUUACUUUGCUUAACAUUAUACUCUCUAGCUCCAUCCGUGUCAUUGCAAAUGACAAGAUCACAUUCUUUUUUAUGGUUGAAUAAUAUUCCAUUGUGUGUAUAUAUCACAUCUUCUUUAUCCAUUUGUCAAUCGAUGGAUACUUGGACUGCUUCCAUAUCUUGGCUAUUGUAAGUAAUGCAGCUAUAAACAUAGAGGUGCAUGUAUCCCUUUGAAUUAGUGUUUUUGUAUCCUUUGGGUAAAUAGGAUAGUUCUAUUUUUAACUUUUUGAGGAACUUCCAUACUGAUGUCCACAGUGGCUGCACCAGUUUACAUUCCCACCAACAGUAUGAGUGUUACUUUUUUUCCGCAUCCUCACCAACACCUUUUGUUUCUUAUGUUGUUGAUUUUAGCCAUUCUGACAGGUGUGGAGUGGUAUCACUAUAGUUUUGAUUUGCAUUUUCCUGAUGGUAAAUGACGAAAACAUCUUCUCAUGUGUCUGUUGUUCAUCUGGAUGUCUUUGGAGAAAUAUCUGGUCAUGUCAUCUGCCCAUUUUUAAUUGGAUUAUUUGUUUACUGGGUAUUUUAUCAGUUCUUUAUAUAUUUUGGAUACCCACCCUUUAUCAGAUAUGUCAUUUGCAAAUAUCUUCUUCCAUUCCAGGUUGUCUUUUAGUUUUUUUGAUUGUUACCUUGCUGUGUAGAAAUUUUUGUUUUGAUGUAGUAUAAAUACUUUAUUUUUGCUUUUAUUUCCAUUGCCUCAGGGACCUAUUUAGAAAAAGUUGCUAUGGCCAAUGUCAGAGAAAUUACUACCUGUGUUCUUUUGUAGGAUUUUUAUGGUUUCAGGUCUCACUUGUAGGCCUCUCAUCCAUUUUGAAUUUAUUUUUGUGUAUGGCAUAAUGAAGUCCAGUUUCAUUCUUUUUCAUGUUGCUGUCCAGUUUUCCCAACACGAUUUGUUGAAGAGACUGUCUUUUUCCCAUUGGAUAUUCUUUCCUGGUUUGUCAAAGAUUAAUUGACCACAUAAUUGUGGGUUCAUUUCUAGGUUUUCUAUUCUGUUCUGUUGAUUUAUGUGUCUAUUUUUGUGCCCAUACCAUACUGUUUUGUUUACCACAGCUUUGUAUGAAGUCUGGAAUUAUGAUGCCUCCAGCUUUGCUUUUCUUUCUCAAGAUUGCUUUGGCUAUUCAGGAUCUUUUGUGUUUCCAUACAAAAUUUAGAAUUUUUUUCUCGUUCUGUGAAAAAUGCUGUUGGUAUUUUGAUAGGGACCGCAUUAAAUGUAUAUAUUGCUUUGGGUGGUAUAGACAUUUGAACAAUAUUUGUGCUUCCAAUCCAUGAGCAUGGAAUAUGUCUUUCUACUUCUUUGUAGAUAGUCUAUAUAGUUUUUGAUUCCUAUAAUAUUUAUUUCAGGAAAAAUUUCAGAGAAAUUGCAACAUUAGAUAUUCUUGACUUAUUUUUGCUUCAACACAAUCAGUUUGAAGUGUUAUUUGCUGCAUCUGAAAGGGAUCUCAGUGACUAUAGGGUUUUUAAUGCACCAGUGAUGACACCUUUUAACAUUUUUCAGAUCUUUAAAUAAUCGGAAGAAUGAUCCUAUAUUAGGGAAAUAGGGUCCAACUGAUGUGUUAACUACAUCUCACAGAUACACAAGAGUCUACUUUUCCAAUUCCCCAUCUUCAAAGAUCAUAUAUAUAGCUUAAAUUUCUUUUUUUAUUUCUAGUAUACUUAACAUGCAGUGUUAUAUUAGUUCCAGGUGUACAAUGUGUGAUUCAGUAAUUCUAUACAUUACUUGGUGUUCAGUAUAAUUUUUUAAUGGUAAUUUCUAUUCUGUUUUUAUUUAUGAUUCCCCAUGAAGGGAAUCAGAGUAAUAUAAAAAAUCAGAGUAAUAUAUUCAUUAGGAGUCUGUUAUGUCUGAUAUAUUAACAUGAAAGGCGUAUGUGAUAUCAGCACUUUCACUAUAGUGAAUGGGACCAGAUGAAUCUUUGAGAUUUUUCAUUUCUAAAAUUUCUCGAUGAUAAAUAUCAAGAAACAUAGAGCAUAGUGGUAGAAUUUAUUGAGUGGAAAUAUUUUCUAGAAUUCUAAAACUUAUCAAAAUGCUACUUUAUGCAAGAGAAAUCACAUGCAUAUUUGGUUUUAGAAAUUAGACUGCAAUUAAUUUAUUUUGUUUUCUAUUUAGGCAAGUGUAAGUAAGGUUGUUGCCAGUUAAAAGUGCCCAAACAUACUUUCUUUAUAAAUUUAAAGUGGUGGUAUUAAUUGGGUUGGGAGGCCCAUAAACAAACACAAAAUUAUAUAGUCUGUUCUUUAGGAUUCAAAAUGUAUCUUUGAAUGCAGUGUAGACCAAUGCAAUGAAUGCAAGAGAUAACCCCUUGUCUGAGGUUACACUGGCACAAAUAGUUGUUAAAUGUAUAGACUGUAAAAUACAGCUUUAAAACAUUUACUCUACUAACGUUCCUAAGAGAGUUUCAGGUUUAAAAUAGUUAUUAUCAGAUCAUACAUUUUAGACUAAUAGCCUCUUCACAGUUAUUGUGUUUACUUUCUCAGGAAUUUUAUAGUUAAAAAUGCUAAAUUGGUAAAAUUGAUAUUGCAAAUGAUGUAUUUGGAGAAGAUUAAAAGAAUUUCUGAAAAAGCAGGUAAAAAAUCCUGAAAAUCUUUGUUUAAUGUUUUAAUAUGUUUAAAUAUAAUUUAAGUUAAAUUAUGUUUGGACUUUUGUUAUAUUUAUUAUUUUGGCAAGGAAAGGAAGAUUCAGGUUUUGAUUUUAAGAAUUGUUGGAAGUUACCAAUUUUAAAAUAGAACAUGGUUUCUUGUUUGUAAGAAAAUAAACUCUGUAUAAAGUAUACCUAGGUUUUUUUGAAAUGUUCUUGCCGUUAGAUAUUUAAAAUAUGAUUUGUAUUGAAAUUAAAAAUUACAGUGAUGUAGAUGUUCAAUUCUUUCUCUGUUCAAAUAGAUUUUGAGGAAAACGUAACAUCCCAAGGAUUAGUUUUCUCUCCUUGCUUCUGUUGUUCAAAGUCAGUUGUUUUUAAAUGUGUUACAUCACCAAGAUCUUAAAACUUUACUGGAUUUCUAGGUAUAUUUAUUUGGAAAUAGAUCUGGAAAAGUGCAUUUUGAAGACUCAUAUUUACAAUGUCAUGUUAUUAAACGUGUCUUGUGAUGGCUUCUGUUAUUUAAGUCAUCAAUUUCAUAUAUCAGCCCUCUUUGUAAAUGUGAUUUAACACUUACAAUUAAACAGACUUAAAAUUUAUUAGAAGACUAGAUUUGGAUUUACUUUUAUAGAUUCUGAAUCCAGGACAUCUGGUAGUAUCAUAGGGACAGACAGCGUGCGUGUGUAUGAGGGGGGUGUCUUAAUGCUUUUACCACAUUACAAACUUAGGGGGGAAAUGCUGGCAUUCUCAAUUUGCAGUCCUUGUAGGGUGUUUAAUUACUUUUCUAAUCGUUAAAGGUACACAUCUUUUUUUAGAAAACAUAUUAGGAUUUGAAGUAAUGUUCUUGAGCACAGUUACCAAUAUAUCCCAGUUUGGAAUGUUACUAUGGCAUAUAUUCAAAUGAUUCAGUGUACCAUGAGGAAAAUGGAGACAAGCAUGUACCUCUGUUAUGAGGGUUAAGAAAUUAUUAGAGAUCACUGCAAGUUAAAAUUUGAAAAAGGUUAAAAUGCUUUUUGAACAUGCAUAAUGCCCUUGACAUUCUAAAAGCUUUUGUGAGUAAGCACUAUCUCAUUUCACAUACAGAAAUCUGAGAUAAGAUUUUUAAGUGACCCUAGUAUCAUAUAGCUAGACAGAGCUAGUCCCGAGCAUAUGUCUUGUGUAGCAAUAGUUUUGCCCAUGAUAAGGCUCUUGAAUAAGUAUUUAUGGAUGGCUGGUGGUAGAAUGACCUUACCCUUCUUCCUUGAGUAGAAAAUGAAGGCCUACUUAGUUGAUACAGGAAAGAUUCCAUGUGAAAUUUUAACUUUUAACCUAUUAAGUAGGAAAGAUCACCUUAAAAUUAACUGGAUGUUACAAGGGAGCUUUUGAGAUCAUGGAAAAUUUUAAUAAGAUGUAUUUAGUACUACUCAUUGUUUUGAUAUUAAAACAAUUUCUAGUCCAUAGAGGAUAAUGAAAAUUUACCUCUCCUUUUAAAAACACAGUACGGGUACCUGGGUGGUUCAGUUGGUUAAGUGUCCAGCUCUUGGUUUCAGCUCAGGUCAUGAUCUCAUAGUUCUUGAGCUCCAUGCUGGCUGUGUGGAGCCUGCUUGGGAUUCACUCUCUUUGCCCCUCUCCUGCUUCUGUUCGUUAGUUCUCUCUCUCUCUCUCUCUCUCUCUCUCUUUCAAUAAAUAAAACCCCAAAACACAAUAGUUGUCUGCUAAAUAUAUUAGAAGAUAUAUAGACUGAAUUGGAUAGUUUUAGCUGUAUAUUUAAAAAUAUAAUGAUGGGGGCACCUGGGUGGCUUAGUUGGUUAAGCAUCCAACUUUGGCUCAGGUCAUGAUCUCUUGGUUCAUGGGUUUGAGCCUGACAAGGCUCUGAGCAGUCAUCACAAAGCCCAGAGCCUGCUUUGAAUUCUGUGUCUCCCUCUCUCUCUCUUCCCCUCCUCCUCCUCCUCCUCUUGUACUCUGUUUCAAAAAUAAAUAAACAUUAAAAAAAAUUAAAAAAUAGAAAAAUAUAAUGAUGAGGAACUAUCACACUGUCUUCAUAUAACUACUUUUGAAAAGUAAACAUGUCACAACCAUGUUCUGAAUGUUCUUUGUGAUGGAUUUGCAGUAUUUUUGAAGUCAUCAUAGGAUGGGUUUUUCUGAAGCAUUAUAACGGAAAAGGUUUUGACAUUUCUUGCUACAGUGCUUUAUAUAUGUUUUAUGUUUAAUAUAUGAAAUAAUAUUCAGGGAAUAAAAUAAGUCUGAAUCAGUGAUGUUUUAAAUGAAACCCUUCUAAUGUAUAAUUCAGUUUUAUUUUAGUGAAAUAAUAUGGUUACAGAAAAAUUAAAGGAACUCGAUUUAGACUAACACAGGAUUGUCUUGUAAAUGUCCUUAAAUGAAUCCUUUCCUUGGUUCCCAGUAUAGGCAGCAAUUGAAAUAAAUUCAACUAAGUUAUUUGGAAAGUUUAUUUUCUUACAAAUUUAAAAUUUCUGUGAUUGUUUAUAACUACUUAAUUUAUGGUACUAACUAAAAGGGCUUGCAAGAUGAGUCAUUGCAAAAUCUAAAUUAUUGAAAUCUUAAUUUGCAUUCCAUAUCAACAAAUUAGGACAAUAAAUAUUUAUUGAUUGUGGGUAUAAGUCGGGUAUAAAUUGUGGUUUGUAAUACUCCUGGUCGCUUUUAAAUCCAAAGUAUAACUUAUUGACUAGUGGGAAGCAAGCAAGGGGGCAGAUCAUCUGAUUUCCAGGAUUUGAGGGAGAGAUUGCAGAAAAGUCUUAGGAACAAUGCAAUAGAUUGAGGAAUUAGAGAGACUGAUGCAUUUAAAAAGAUGAAUUGACCUAAAUAUCUGGCCGCAUGUUUAGAUUCUGCAGUUACAGAGCAUACCUUGGGAUAUUUGAGAAGUUGUCAAAGAGAAAGGAAGGGGAAUGUUCGAUAUUCAAUACAAUACAAAACCAUGUGAGGAAAUUUCGGGACGCAGUAUAUUACAAAGAGAAUGUUCUUUUAUAUGCAUUAAAUCUGAUUAGAAUAAAGUAACUAGUUUAGGUGUAAAGUAUAAGCUUUGAGGUUAGGACAGAAAUGUUAACAGGGGUGGAUAUAGCUUGAGGGAAUAUAUAUGGGACACAUUCUGUAAACUCCAGCAUCAUCCUAGAUCACUGCUUCUUAGAUUCGUUUUCUUUACUAUUUGUCACCUGAUUAUAGGUGAAUCUCUAUGAUUAGAAUUUCUAUCUUUAUGACAGGUGGGUUUUAGCUUAUCUGCCUAUCAACCAAGCUAGGCAUAUGAUGUGGACCUUAUAUAUAAUUAUAAUCAAUUAAAUUAUAAUUAAUUUUUGAUCAAUAUAAUUAUUGUUCUUUAUUUGGUUGUUACUCUGUUGCUAGGGACUAUACUAAAUUCUGUGCAAGAUGAUGAGACUUAUAAGUAAAACAUAUUUUUAGUUCUCCAAGAACAUAUAGACUAUUAGGGGUCAUAUGGACAACAUAUAGAUACUUAUAAUAUAAGGCAGGGAUUGACAAAUUAAAGCCCACUGCCUACUAUUGUUAAUAAAGUUUUAUUGAAACUUAGCUGUGCCCAUUCAUUUAUGUGUUGCCUGUGACUGCUUUCAUACCACAAUGGCAGGGUUAAGUUAUUGUGACAGAGACCUUCUAUCUUACAGAAGUUAAAAUACUUACUGUCUGGCCCUUCCAGAAAAAAAUCUCCUGACCUCUGAUAUAAGACAUUAUAAAUGCUUUUUAUAUGGUACAUACAGUAAUAAAAUGUUGUGCUUUUAUAAUUGCAAA